Molecule: messenger RNA, 2459 nt
Organism: Anopheles cruzii
Lineage: Eukaryota; Metazoa; Arthropoda; Insecta; Diptera; Culicidae
Exons: 4
Coding region: 363-2435 (690 amino acids)
Biological process (GO): transmembrane transport; monocarboxylic acid transport
Molecular function (GO): monocarboxylic acid transmembrane transporter activity
Source: RefSeq, a predicted model, not a curated record
ACGUGUCGUCUGAACUGUUUUCUGUGAGCGUGGCCUGCUGUGUGUGCAUCCGUUAACACAACGCGAUUAUUCGUUCGGAAAGGGUCCAUCAAAUCCCACCGAAACACCCUGGGCUAAAUAUUUUAAAAUGUCUCCGCAGAGAGAGUGCUGGUUCGGCCCCAAAUGAACGGGUUUGUUGUUCACGGUUCGUGUGUGAUAAAGCAAUUUAGGCCACCCAGUAGGUGCGUGCGGUGUGGGGCAAUAUUUAAAGUGCGUUCAUCAAGUGAGCCUACUAUGAAAAGACCAAGCGGAAACGGAGACUGCUGACCGUUCGUGAGUAGUUGGCACACACACACACAGCUCAGCAAAGUAAGCCACUGAAGAUGCCCGGUGCGGUGGAGCAACGGAUCAGCAAACCACCCGACGGCGGCUGGGGUUGGAUGGUCGUGUUUGCGUACGGUCUGGCGAACAUUAUGAUAGUACCCGUGCUGCAGAGCUUUGGAUUGAUUUUUCGGGACACAUUUCGCGAGAUCGGCAUAUCGGCCACGAAAGCCUCCGUUAUCAUUAACCUCGCUUCCGCCGUCGGAAUGGCGCUGGGGCUGUUCAACGGACCCUUGCUACGCAAGUACGGCUUCCGGAAGCUGGCCGUUGCCGGAGGCACCCUGUUUUCAGCAGGACUGAUGCUCACGUCGUCGGCCGUCAAUUUCGCGCACUUCGUCAUUACCUACAGUAUUAUCGCUUCCCUCGGUAUGGGAUUUUGCAACUCAUCGUUCUCGCUCGCCCUGAACACGUACUUUGCGGUGCGCCGCAACAAGGCGGCCGGCAUCGCGAUGACCAUAACCGGGCUGGGCCCGAUCCUGUUCCCGCAGCUCGUGUCGCUACUGAUCGCACUGUACGGCCCACGGCACUGUCUGCUCAUCAUUGGUGCCCUGGCCACGCACAUCGUGGCCGGUGCGCUACUGCUGCAACCGGUCAAAUGGCACAUGCUGCCGGUCGGGCGACCGCACCAACAACCAGCCGCCCCUGCGAUCGAGGUGAAGAUUACCGAAGACGAAGACGAAGACAACAACAAUGAUCGGCGGCCACAGUACACCGAAGAGGAGGAUGAGUUUCUCGAGAAGCGGAGCGAUCGGUUCAUCGAUCACGAUGUGGAUACGCAGAGCAUUUACGGGUUCGAGCUAACCUCACAGCUUCGACAGCCCCCUUCCCGAUCGUUCUCUGUUCCGGCCGGCACCAUCACCGAUGAUGGUCGCAUUUCGAGGGCCACAAGUGAAGUGCUGGCCUCGCUGGUCCUGCGGUGCCCUUCGGAGACACGUUCGCUGCAGCACGAACGAAGCCCACCGUGUCCCAAACGGUGGUUUCAAUCGGAUUCCACCGAAACCGUCAAUCUCGGCAGCUCGCUGGGCAUCUGGGAUGAACGGAGCGUCGAGCCGGUGGGGUCACCGCCGCCACCGAGUAAGCCGCAGCGGCGCUUCUCGAGCUUCUCUAGCGUGCGCUUUCUGCCGCUUCAGAAGCAGCGCCUCUUCCAGGGUUCGACCGAAACCGUUGGCACGGCGGGGAGCUCCGUGCGGCUUGCUGAUGGAACGAUGGUCCGACGCGGAUCGCUCGGAAGUGGCCUACUGAACGGAGCACCCCCGGCAGGAGGAGGAGCCACGAAACUUCCCGCACUGAGUGAAAACCAGGGUCUCACCGACGACUCCUCCCGGCUGCCGGUCAUAAUGCGGCAGCUAGAAAACACCACCAAACCUGCCUCCUCCCCGAAGAUGCCGGUGGUUUCGCCCAAAUCGGAUAGUUUUGCCGCGAAGCUGGUCCGGUUCUUCGAUCUGACGCUGCUCCAGGACAAGGUGUACGUCAACAUGAUGCUCGGCAUGUCGAUCGCGGUGUUCGCCGAGAUCAACUUCUCGCUCCUGACCCCCUUCAUUCUGGGCGAUCUGGGGUACGGCACGGUGCAGAUAGCCUCGAUUAUGUCCACGCUGGCGUUGGCCGAUCUGGUGUUCCGUUUCAUCAGCCCGUUCGUCGGUGAUUAUCUGAGGCUCAGUCCGCGCACCAUGUACAUGAUCGCACUCACGAUGCUGAUCGUGACGCGGUUCAGUAUACUGCUCGCCCGGAACUACGAGGAAAUGAUGAUCGUUGCGGUCGGGCUGGGCAUUGCGAAGGGCGUCCGGUCGGUGUAUAUGAGCCUGGUCAUACCGAGCUACAUCCCACUGAAACGGCUACCGUCCGCCUCCAGCAUCCAGAUGACGACGAACGGGAUCGUGCUGAUGACGAUCGGUCCUUGCGUGGGGGUCCUUCGCGAUUGGACGGGCAGCUACUCGAAGAGCAUCAUUCUAAUUAACGCGUUCACGAUCGUCACACUGAUCAUGUGGACGGUCGAGCUGGUGUACGUACGCCGUUGCCAAACAGCCCCGGUGGGUCCCUCGACCCACCAGCAGGUCGAUGGGAUCCCGCCCCGGUGAUACUCGAAAGGAGGAGAUGGAAUA